GCAAAUCCGUCUCGAUCGUGCGUAACUAAGCGGCGGAAAGAAUAGGAAUUGUAGAAGAAAAAAAAGAUCAACGCGCGCCGGGGUAGCAGAUUCUCUCGUUGCGUUCACGGAGGGGAGUACAAAGGAUCUGUUGUCACAUAGCCGGUGCUCCAGAUCGUUUUAGGCAACUGUCAGUUUCUCGAAGAUCUCGGUGCAGGUAGAUAUUUUCGUGCGUUUUUAAAUGUGAUUCUACAAGGCGAUCUACAUUUAUAUAUUUAAGGACACUUGUGAUACGCGGAUUCAGAAUGGCUCAGCGUCCUCAGAACUAUGGGUCUACGGAUCAACGGGUGGAUGUACCUGAAAUAGGAUUUAGUCCUACUGAACUUUAUAGUCUCUGUGAAAAUAUUACCACUAACAUAUAUACGAUUAAUGCAAGUUGGAAGGUUUUGGAAAGAGCUUACAAAAAUAUCGGAACCAGCAAGGAUAAUCAAGGUUUAAGAGACAAAGUACAUGUAACACAAUCGAGUACUAAUCAGGUGGUCACGCAGAUAAGCAAGGAUAUAGCGAGACUGACGAUGCUGAUGAGACGUGGGGACAAACAGCAAAAAUUACAAAUUGAGAAACUUACAACAGAUUUUAAAGAUGCAUUGCAGAGAUAUUCCGAUAUGCAGAAGUCAAUUGUUGAGAAGAUGAAGAGACAUAUUUUAACUAUGACCAAUAUAGAAAAUUCAAUGGAUGGGGAUGACACUGAAGAGACACACCGCCUACUUCUAGUACAGGAACAAGAGCACAGGACUACACAAAGGACACUCGAAUUUCAACACGGGCUACUCUUAGAGAGAGAGGAUAGGAUAAAACGUAUUGAGGGUGAUAUUUUGGAUGUGAAUCAAAUUAUGCGCGAACUCGCGGCAUUGGUGCAUCAACAAGGUGAUACUAUUGAUACAAUUGACAACCAUAUAGAGAAUAUACACGGCAAUGUCGAGCUAGGAGCGCAGGAACUGGAGAAGGGAAGUAAUUACCAAAGUAAAUUUCGUCGGAAAGUUUAUAUCUUGUUGUUACUUGCGAUUAUAGUUGCCAUUGUAUUAACUGUUAUUCUAGUCAUUAAAUUAAGUUAGCGACCCUAGCCUUUGCGCGGGUCUUACUGAUUAACGAAAAGGGUUGUCUCAAUCUGUCUCAUAUGUCGUUUGAAAGUAGUUUCUUCAAGAACCAUCUCGUUU
This is a messenger RNA of Atta colombica, 1196 nucleotides long. It is a transcript of the gene Syx13, whose product is annotated as syntaxin-12. The coding region runs from base 285 to 1094 and encodes 269 amino acids. Gene Ontology annotation, molecular function: SNARE binding; SNAP receptor activity. Gene Ontology annotation, cellular component: SNARE complex; endomembrane system; membrane. The transcript is spliced from 6 exons. The record is from RefSeq and is a predicted model, not a curated record. Gene Ontology annotation, biological process: intracellular protein transport; vesicle fusion; vesicle-mediated transport. Lineage: Eukaryota; Metazoa; Arthropoda; Insecta; Hymenoptera; Formicidae.